UUGUGUUGUGUUAUGUCAGUUGUGAUCGUAGCCAAGGAAAUAAUGUUGUGUUGUGCUGUUGGGAAUAUAAUUUCGUAUUUUUAUUUGAACUAAAUAUGGUUUUUCGAUUAAUUUCGUUGUAAGUUUCAAUAUCUAGUGUACAACGGUAACAACAACGGCCAGUGUAAAAUGUUUAAAUGUGAUAUUUUGAGUGUUUGGUGCCUGUUUCUUGUGUAUUUCUUAUUUUUAAUAGCCCUGACAAAGGACACCGUUAAUGCUCAAGAAUUAAAAAAUCCAGCAUCAGAGUUCAGACGGUAUAGACUGGUGAGACCUGCAGUGCAUCAUGGACGGUCCAAAAGAGAGAUUACAACUACAAGAGAUGAUUCAGGAGUACACCAUCCCGAGGUGACGGUUAAGUUGGAUGUUGACGGCGAGGAGCACUUGCUGGACUUGAGACUGAACGAGGAUCUGGUCACUGACAACCAUGUGUUCAGUUACCAGAAGAAUGGAGAGACCGUUUUACAUAAGCCUAAGAAAGAGGAGUUGGAUCUAUGUCAGUAUUCUGGCAAAGUCCGAGGGAAGGAUAACUCGUGGGUGGCGGUUUCCACCUGCCGUGGAGUGCGGGGGAUUGUGUACGAUGGUACAGAAAUGCGGUAUAUUGAACCAGCUGAAGGUGGUGAGUUCAAUUCUCGGCAUUACAUUUACGACCACUCGGAUUUGCAAGCGAUCCAUCGCUGCGGAUACGACGGAGGUGUGACCAACAACACGGAGUACGACCCGCAACUGAUGGACAAGCAUAAUAAAAAACGCAGCAUCGAACAGAGUCGAAUCAAUAGGUAUAAACGUGAGAGUUACGAUGACACGGAGGUACGAGGUCCUUUCAACGCUAACAAGCAAUCCAGAUACGUAGAGUUAGUGCUGGUCGCUGAUAACAGAGAGUACAAAGCUAAUGGAGAAAAUAUGCAGACCGUACACAGACAGUUGAAGGAUGUCGCUAACAUAAUUAAUUCUGUGUAUGCCCCAUUAAACAUCUUCAUAGCGCUUGUAGGCGUAGUGGUGUGGAAUGAAAGAGACGAAAUACAAUUAGAAGAGAACGGAGAUAGGACUUUGACUAAUUUUCUUGUAUACAGGAGGAUGAGACUCUUAUCACAAAUACCUAAUGAUAAUGCACACUUAUUGACUCGUCAAAAAUUCCAAGAGGGUGUUGUAGGGAAGGCCCUAAAAGGUCCAAUAUGUACAUUCGAGUUCUCUGGCGGUGUGGCGACCAAUCACUCAGAAGUUAUAGGGUUGGUCGCCACUACGAUAGCCCACGAGAUGGGGCAUAACUUCGGCAUGGAACACGACACGGAAGAGGACUGCGAGUGUCCCGACGAGAAGUGUAUAAUGAGUCCUUCUAGUACUUCAGUGAUGCCGAUACACUGGUCUUCUUGCAGUUUGAGGUCUUUAGCGCUGUCUUUUGAACGUGGAAUGGAUUAUUGUCUAAGAAAUAAACCUCGCCGUUUAUUCGAGUCACCGACUUGUGGCAACGGUUUCGUGGAGGUCGGCGAGCAGUGCGACUGCGGCAUCGGCCAGGAGCGGUCGCGUGCCGCCUGCCUCGCCUGCUGCGACCCCGCCACCUGCAUGCUGCGCGGCAACGCCAGCUGCGCCGCCGGGGAGUGCUGCGAUCUCAAGACGUGUCGUCCUAUGUCAGCGGGCACAGUGUGCCGGUCAGCGGACCGCGAGUGCGACCUGCCUGAGUACUGCAGCGGCCACUCUGAGUACUGCCCCAGGGAUGUGCACCGCAUGGACACCACGCCCUGCGGCAACGGACAGGCGUACUGCGUGCGCGGCGCGUGCCGCUCGCACUCGGACCAGUGCCGGCUGCUGUGGGGCUCCACGGGGGAGAGCUCCGACACGCGCUGCUACACCUCCACCAACGUCAAGGGCACCAAGAACGGCAACUGCGGCUACGACCGCAUCCGGCAGAUCUUCCGGCCGUGCCCGAGGGAGGACGCGCGCUGCGGCCUGCUGCAGUGCAGGCACCUCAACGAGCGCCUGGAGUUCGGCAUGGAGUCGGUGGCGCAGCUCUCCGCCUUGUUCAUCAACAAUAAUGGCACUAUAAUCCCGUGCCGCACCGCUAUAAUAGACCUCGGUCUGAGCGACGUGGACCCCGGCAUGGUGCCUGACGGAGCCAAAUGUGGAGAGGAUAUGAUGUGUUUGAAUCAGAAAUGUGUAAAUAUAGAAGUGGUGCGAGCGGCGAUAGCUAAGAAAGAGACAGCUGUCUGUCCCACCAAUUGUUCUGGACAUGGAGUUUGUAAUUCUGAAGGUCACUGUCACUGCGAGGCGGGGUUCGCGCCGCCGCUGUGCGCGCUGCCCGGCCCCGGCGGCUCCUACGACUCCGGGCCUGCCACUGAUUCUACCAUCCAAAGGAACUUCAUGUUGGCGAUGUACGUCAUAUUCCUCGGGCUGAUGCCUUCGGUGUUCCUGAUGAUGUUACUGUACUACUACCUGCGGCACAGAUGGGACAACCCGCACAAAACGUACGUAACCAACAUAUUCAAGAGAAACACGAAAGACACGAAAACAUACAAACAAAACAGAUUCCACAGAUUCCAUACAAGCACAAGUUCCGUACUAAAACUUCUGAGUUUCAAACGCGAGGAAAAAACAAAAAAUAUACCAGAAAAUAAUAGCAACACUGAAGAACAUAUUUACGAAACAUUAGAUAAUAACGAAGUAAAUUUUGCAAAAACUAAACAUUGCUUUUAUAAAGUUUUCAAUUUUAAUAAAAAUACAAAUGCAUCGACAAAUCAAUUAAUUAAAGGUAUUAAUAAAAUUGAAGUUAAAGAUAAAGUAAAUCCUCAAACUUCUAAUAUAGAUAAAAAAAUAGUUAUAAUUAACACUGGACUCACUUCGACUACUAAUGAAAAGAUAGGCAAAGAGCAUAUAAAAACAACAAUACCAAUUAAAAAUAAAACUAAAUCAAAUGCUUUGGAUAUAAAUAGAAGUGAUACUAAGAAAGUUCAAACAAAUAUCGGUAACGGUACAAAAACUGUUAACCCUGUUAAAGAUUUAAAAUCAGUGAUCGUUAACACUGGAUUAGCUUCAACUACGAACGAAAUGAUUAAAAAUAAAAUAAAAGGUACAAAUCGCAUGUAUGAAAUAAAAAAUAACGGCUUAUAUGAUGAAGUUUUAGGACAGAAAGUGCAAGAAUUUAAAAAGAUAUAUACAAGGUCCGGUUUACAUUAUCCCAAUCCAGUUAUCGAAAUAAAGACUGGAAUAAGUCUGAGUUCCUGGUUGGAUUUUUAUAUGCCCGUCUAUGUCAGCUACCCUCCAGUGAAAGUCUUAGUGCAAUCGCCAAAGACCAGUUUGCAACGACGUUUGUCGCGUGGUGCGAGUAAAUUUGCCGCGAACUUUCAAAAUGGCGGCCAGAACAACUCUCAGCCUGUCAACGUCCAUACCCUGUCCAGCCCUGACGACAUGAGCUCCAGUCUACUGCGUGCAGACCCAGAGCUCAGCCCCAACGGAAACCUUAACCCUACAGUCAACUUCUUUGGCAACUUCAAAGGCUUCUCCCUCACGCCCAUAGACAAAAACCAACCGCAAACCGACAAGAACGAACCACCACCCGUCAAGGAAAAAACCAAAACAGAGACCGUCCCAAAGAGCGCCAAAAUCACACCUGUUCACAGAAGCGGUAGCAACACACACCCCGCACACCCCGCGCACACCGACACCUCCAUCUAUCAAAACCCUAAAGCGAUCGAACCUAAAUCCGUCGACUACGUGGAUUGUAUAGAAGAUAAAUUAGCACCACUAGCUCACAUCGACGAGGAGUCCGGCGACAACAUCUAUGCUAUCAUAGAGGAAAGUCCGGAAAAACAGUCCAAACCCUUACCUGGAGUACCUCCUCCUAUAAAAACUAUCCCCCAACCGCCCCCCGUAGGUUACAAUACUCCUAAACCUAUCACUUCCACUUCUGGAAGUACGGAAAGCGUCGGGCUUCUAGGAGAAAUUGUCAACGAGAUUCAAAAUCGUAACUUCGACUCCAUAUAUUCCGCCUCGACUUUGUCGAGAAAGAAAGAGAAGGAGAGAAAAGCAAAGAACGCCGAGAAUAAAAGAGACAGCACGUAUAUGAAUACCGACCAUUAUAAAACGCCGGAGAGUGUUUACAGCAAUUCCGGUGCUAAGUCCAGCUCGGCGUCCACGACCAGUAGCGGGUACCUUCAUCCGUCAGCAGUUAAUGUUCCUACUUACAUGAAAGAAAAGGAAAACAACAACGAAACGAAGGAGACGGAGAGAGCGCCCCCGUCUCCCACUUUAAAGGCGAACUCAAAAAUACCUACAUUCUCGAGACAAGUCACACCUCCCGGUCUGAAAAACACUAGCACAUUUAAAAACGUACCUCAAUCGCCGAAAAAUACAAUCAAAAACGCAAAUAUAGCUCCCAAAAUUAUAUCCAACAGUCCAGAUUUAGUAUCGAGUUGCGCAAUUGAUACAAAAAAUAUUAAAGCGCCUGAUGUUAUAAAUAACAACAAAACAAUCGAACCGCCUAAAGUAGCUACAAAACCUAUAGUUCCAAUUAAAACUGCUGAUAACCGACCACCUGUAAAACCAGCGCCGACAAUAGACAAAAAGACGACAAACAAAACAGCACCAACAACAACAAAAACAAAUCCAUCCACAAAUAUUAAAAUAACAGAAAAACCUAAUAUAAACCGCGUACAGUCUAAAGUAGACUCUAACGUCAAAACUAUAGCAGACCAUUUGAAUAAAAAUAAACCUAAAGUAGUACCAAAACCUAGUACAAUUAAUGUUCAAAGAACCGAUUCUAACCUUAAAAAUAAUGCAACAAAAUUGUCUUCGAAACCGUCUAACGUAGCGAGCUUACAGCAGAAAUUUGAAAAUAGAAAGUCGUUGGGGAAAGAAAUUAAUGUUUCCAAAAAGUAAACGAACUUUCGGUAUGAACACGUACCAAGACAUUUAAAAUUAAGAGACUGAUAAUUCCAUAAUAAACGUAAACUAAGGUAAUAAAC
Messenger RNA from Papilio polytes (common Mormon), 4994 nucleotides. RefSeq lists its product as uncharacterized. Gene Ontology annotation, biological process: membrane protein ectodomain proteolysis. NCBI's taxonomy places the organism in Eukaryota, Metazoa, Arthropoda, Insecta, Lepidoptera, Papilionidae. The transcript has 19 exons. The record is from RefSeq and is a predicted model, not a curated record. Bases 169 to 4908 code for a protein of 1579 amino acids. Gene Ontology annotation, molecular function: metalloendopeptidase activity.